AUCGGAUGCGACGUAUAUUGUUGUUAGCUGUCCUGCUGCUACUAGAGAGGAUUGAGGUGGAUUAUUUGUCUAUACAUUUAGUACCCGGCCAUUUCUCCUUGGUGAUCUAAAUGGCGAACAAUGAUUUCUUGCUUCAAUUUCAAGAAUUUGAUGAGGAUGGAACCCUCCCUGGUAAUACCAAGGAUUCUACAUCUGUGGACAUGGAUGGCAUGGUGAAAUCUCAAAAGCAAAACAAAACCACAGGAUCUACUCCUUUUGGGGUGGAGAAUGAUGAACUUGACACAGAUGAUGACAAAGCAGAGCUGCUUUCCAGCGCAAAGUCUAAAAAUGCACCAUUCUGGACAUUUGAAUACUACCAAACAUUUUUUGAUGUGGACACACAAGAGGUGAAGGAGAGAAUAUUUGGAUCAGUACUGCCAUGGCGGGGGAAAAACUUUGUCCGUCUACACAUACGCAGUAAUCCUGAUCUUUAUGGACCCUUUUGGAUUUGUGCUACCCUUGUGUUUGCCAUUGCCAUAAGUGGUAACAUAUCCACCUUUCUGAAGCACCAUGGUAAUCCACAGUAUAAAUAUGUACCUGAGUUUCGUAAAGUUACCAUGGCAGCCACAGCAAUCUAUACCUAUGCCUGGCUUGUUCCAUUGGCCCUCUGGGGUUUUCUCACAUGGCGAAACAGCAAAGUGGUGAACUCUGUGACCUACACCUUUCUGGAGAUCGUCUGUGUCUACGGUUAUUCUCUGUCUAUCUACAUACCAGCUGUGGUGCUGUGGAUCAUACCAAACGAAGGGGUCAGGUGGUUUUCCAUUGUUGCGGCUCUCUGUCUCUCUGGAUCAGUUCUAGUGAUGACCUUUUGGCCUGCCAUUCGAGAUGACCACCACCGAGUCGCCAUUGCAAUUAUCGUGACUAUUGUGGCUCUACACGUCCUCCUAGCAGUGGGUUGCAAGGCAUAUUUCUUUAGCACACGGGAGUAUGACAACACUUCCAUCUUGGGGCAGAAUGAAGAAAUCAAGACAAUCCCAACUAAGACAACUUAAAUGUCAAAUUCUGCUUGAGGUUCUCCAGUUGCCUUAUUACUAAGAAUCAGGUUGCCGUGGUGAUGAAGUCAUUGUCGUCUGGAUUUCAUGCAUACUCAGUGUCCUUGUUGAGCUUUGCCUGAACAGCCAUUAUUUGAGUGCUGGUAAGACUCUGCAUUUGAGUGGACAUGGCUAACAAAAGCACUACAUUCUCAACGGCAUUACUCACAGCCUGGUUAGUUGUUACUGAACAACCUGGGUUACAUCGGGAUGUGUAAUUUGUUGUGCACAGUUUGGUUUCAAAAUAUUUAUGUGAUUACUGAACUUGAUGGGUUCCUGGAGUAGGAUAUUCCAAUUCUGCCAUUCAUUCUUUUUAAAUAUGUAUAUUUUUAAUGGGUAGGCCACUGUAUUUAUACUGUGAGCCAAAGUAAAAACAAUUAAUCUAGAGAUUGGUUUAAAUUGCAGAUCAUUGUAAAUUAAAAAUAAGCAUGGGUUUGUAACUGGUUUGUCAUUGUUUGGGUGUUAUGGAUCAUAUCCAUAUCAUGGAAAACUUUAGAAGGUGAACUACUAAUGUUAAGCCAAAAUUAUAAAUGUGUCUGGGCGGGCAGUCUUUUCUCUGCCUCGAUACUUUCACAAUACAACAAUUAUAGUUGUAUAGUGUUUUUUUUUUUUUUUUUUUUUUUAAAAGGUCUUUACUUUUUAAAUCCCUAAUUUUGAAUAAAGAUUUAUUACCGUGUUACAAAGUUAA
Alosa sapidissima (American shad) is the source of this 1758-nucleotide messenger RNA. It is a transcript of the gene yipf1, whose product is annotated as Yip1 domain family, member 1. The transcript is spliced from 10 exons. Gene Ontology annotation, biological process: vesicle-mediated transport. Lineage: Eukaryota; Metazoa; Chordata; Actinopteri; Clupeiformes; Clupeidae. The coding region runs from base 111 to 1031 and encodes 306 amino acids. The record is from RefSeq and is a predicted model, not a curated record. Gene Ontology annotation, cellular component: Golgi apparatus; membrane. Gene Ontology annotation, molecular function: small GTPase binding.